UUUAGCUUUGUGCAUGCAUUCGAACACAAACUCUGGUCGGCCGAUGACCAUCAAAGUAAUUUUCGAAUUUUCCCUAUAAAAACCCUAAACCCCAUAUUUAUCGUUAAAAUUGCUAUGUGGCCUUUGGCGGAAAUCUAAUAUCAAAGGAUAACAGCGGCGGUAUCAUGAAAUUGUUAACAUUUGCAAAAGUUUUCAAUAUUUUGUGUUACAAUGUGGCCAUCAUAGUUGCGCUGGGCCAACUGGCAUGUUGUGGCAAAAGCUGUGAACUGUUGGCCUUUAAAGAAUAUUUGGAUUUUCAACAUUUGAAACAGGCCAUUGUAAUCUAUGGUGGCGAUGAAGCGAAGGCUUAUGCUGCCGAAAUGGGCAGAAUGAAUAAUAGUUUUCUUAAAUUCUUUAACACCAACCAAUUGAAGGAAAACACCGAUUUUUAUCAAUUGCUUCGUGGAAAUUCGUAUACAGUUGGCAUCUUGAUGAGCCAUGCCAGUAGGAAUGCUGUCCAAGAUCAGUUGCUGGUUAAGGCAUCGGAGUUGUUUUCGUUUAACAACUCCAUUUCGUGGUUUGUCAUUUUGGAAAAUAAUUGUAACAUCGAAGGGGAAAUUUUUAAAAAUAUUCGCGAGACAUUCGGUCAUUUCAAUAUACUUUUCAGUGCGGAUUUCACGGUGGUUAUAAAAAAGAAAAAAUGUUAUUUCGAUUUAUAUGAUAUUUAUAAAAUAUGUUACAAAUGCAAUGAUGACCGUCUGUCUAUUGAGUAUAAGGGGAACUGGUCUCGGGAAAAUGGUCUGUCAGUUGCCGAACGUUUCAGACUUCCGUUUGUGCUCAAAAGGAAUAAUUUCCGAAAUUCUACGGUCAAUGUGGCUGCUGCGAUCCUCAACUACUCACCCAGCUUGAAUAUGACAAUGUCCGAAUAUUUGAAUGAUAACAAACGCUAUUUGCAAAAUGAUUUUAUGCAAAGGAAAACAUACCAACUAAUGACCAUAACCCAGGAUGUGUUUAAUUACAGUUUUAAUCUGAAAAUCGAAGAUAGCUGGGGUGUUUAUAAUAAUGGAACUUGGACCGGUGUCAUUGGCCUGAUAAAUUCCAACGAUGCUGAAUUUAGUUUAUCUCCGCUACGUUAUAUGACCGAGCGCUUGCAUGUGGUCAGUUAUACGCCGGUGGUGCAUGUCGAAUUGGUACGUUUUCUUCUUCGUCACCCGAAACGGACAAGCAUACGCAACAUCUUUUUCGAACCAUUAGCCGUCAAUGUGUGGUGGUGUGUCUUGGCCUUAAUUAUAACAACGGGAUUUUUGUUGGGCAUACAUGUCUAUACCGAAUACCAUUUAUAUUGGAAGAUGAAAAUGUUGCAACCAAACGAGACUGCUGCAACAUUUUACCAACUUGGCCCCGAACACAAAGUCGAUUUUGUGGUUUUGACCAUACUGGAGACGGCAUUUAUGCAAGGCCCCUCACCUGAACAGUUUCAUGCCAAUUCAACGCGUUUGCUAUUGACAUCGGUAUCUGUGUUCGCCAUACUGUUGAUGCAAUUCUAUGGUGGCUACAUUGUGGGCUCUCUGCUGUCCGAGACUCCGCGUACAAUUACCAACCUGGAUGCCCUGUACAGUAGCAGUAUGGAGAUUGGAAUGGAAGAUAUUUCGUAUAACUACGAUAUAUUCAAUUUGACAUCAAAUCGUGUGGCCCAAAAGAUGUACAAGAAUCGCAUCUGCAAAAAUGGCAAACGGAAUAUUGUGACAUUGGAGGAGGGAUUGCAGCGCAUAGCCAAGGGAAGUUUUGCAUUGCAUGUAUCACUGAAUAGAGCAUAUCAGCUGUUGACCGACAUGUUAACUGAAUCGCAAUUUUGUGAACUUCAAGAAAUUACAUUUAACAACCCCUUCGUAACGGCCAUUGGUGCGGCCAAGACAACGCCGUAUUUGAAAUAUAUCAAGAGUGCAGUUUUGAAAUUUCGCGAAGCUGGUAUAAUGAAAUACAAUGAUCUUGUUUGGAAGCUGCCCAAAAUCGAUUGUGCUGCCUUAGCCAAAGACGAUGUUGAAGUCGAUUUGGAACAUUUUGCUCCGGUAUUGGUAUUUUUGGCAUUUUCUAUUAUGAUUUCGGUAUGGAUUUUGAUGUUGGAAUUUCUCUAUAAACGUAUAGAAAAAAUGCUUCAUAUUAAUUAUGAAAAUAUGUGCAGAACUAUACGUAAAUGUUUAAAGAAUUAAGUCAAAUUGUUGAAGAGUGUGCAGAGUGAAAGAAAACCCAUGAGACUUGACUUGUAAUAAAAGGCUUUGAAAUAUAGGUGGAAAUGUAAAUAAAUGGAAAUGGAAAUGGAAAAAUAAAUAAAUAAAAAUAAUUAAAAUUGUUUACACAUUCGUUUAUG
Messenger RNA from Musca domestica (house fly), 2347 nucleotides. Its product is annotated as glutamate receptor 1-like. The record is from RefSeq and is a predicted model, not a curated record. The transcript is spliced from 7 exons. NCBI's taxonomy places the organism in Eukaryota, Metazoa, Arthropoda, Insecta, Diptera, Muscidae. Bases 165 to 2189 code for a protein of 674 amino acids.